CGUUUCGCCAUUUUCUACCGCUACACCAGGGAAGAGGUGGCUUUUUCGGGUGUCGUUCCUGUGCUGCACGAAAGGGCCUUGCAAUUGAGUGUUGAGAAUCGACAGAAACGUUGACGGUUUAAAAAAAAAGAACGUUAGUGCGCUUUUCCCUGAACGCGUAAGAAUGUCGUCAGAAAGUCCCGAAUAUUCCCCUUUCUUCGCAGUGAUGGGAGCCUCUGCGGCUAUGGUCUUCAGCGCGUUGGGGGCGGCCUAUGGCACGGCUAAGAGCGGCACAGGCAUCGCUGCCAUGUCGGUGAUGCGGCCGGAGCUCAUCAUGAAGUCCAUCAUUCCUGUGGUCAUGGCAGGUAUCAUCGCCAUCUACGGGCUGGUGGUGGCGGUGCUCAUCGCCAACAACAUUUCAGAGAAAGUCACCCUCUACAAGAGUUUCCUCCACCUGGGUGCUGGGCUGAGCGUGGGGCUGAGUGGGCUGGCGGCUGGUUUUGCCAUCGGCAUUGUGGGCGACGCAGGCGUUCGGGGCACAGCUCAGCAGCCCAGGCUCUUCGUGGGCAUGAUCCUCAUCCUGAUCUUCGCAGAAGUCCUAGGGCUCUACGGUCUUAUCGUGGCUCUCAUCCUCUCCACAAAAUAGAGAAAGAAAGAAAAGAACAGUCCUUCUGUCCAUCCAUCCGUGUACGUUGAGUCAACGCUACGUCAUCCAUUCCAUAUAUAAACUAAGAAAUAAAGAACAAAUUGUAGAGCAUGCCUUUACGCCCGGUUCCAAAUCAACUCCCUUUAGCCACUUCUUUCCUCGUGAGACUAAUUGAUGGUCCUUUGUAGAUCUAAUAGGUUUGAAUAAGUGUUAGCAAUAUGGUAAUAGUAAAGCCACAUACCUACCCCCUACCUAUAUUGCUUAUUCAUGCCUGUCAGAUCUACGAGGGAGGCAUCUUGAGGUGUUAUGGGCUGUGUCCCAAAUGGCACCAUAUUCUCUACAUAGUGCUCUGGUCAAAAGUAGUGCAUUCAAUAGGGAAUAGUGUGUGAUUUGGGACAAAGGCAUGGGGUUGCUUUGGGAUUGGGCGGGAAGCGAAAAGCGUCCUCUUAUCACUUUUCCUGUACAGUCGUCCUUGAGUCCAGUAGUCAACCCCUUGUAAAUGCGCUAUGUAAAUGUAGUGACGCGUUCGUCCUGUACGUGCUUGAGUAUCAGUUUACCUCCUUCCUCCCAAUUUUCUUUAAUUUGUGUGUCUGCUAAAUGGCUUUUAUUAUUAUUCCUUAGUUUCUUUCUGAAGAACUGACUGGACAAAUCAUUUUCAUUUUAUCUGGGGACCAUUUUCACAUUAAAGGACCAAACUAAUAUGAGGACAUGGAUAACUAUUUUUUGGUUUGGUUGUUUUUUCACUAAUUAUUUAUGAAGAUUUUGAAAUGUUAAUAAAACUGUUUAAAUGGAA
Salvelinus namaycush (lake trout) is the source of this 1418-nucleotide messenger RNA. Its product is annotated as V-type proton ATPase 16 kDa proteolipid subunit-like. Gene Ontology annotation, biological process: proton transmembrane transport. The coding region runs from base 164 to 625 and encodes 153 amino acids. The record is from RefSeq and is a predicted model, not a curated record. The transcript has 3 exons. Lineage: Eukaryota; Metazoa; Chordata; Actinopteri; Salmoniformes; Salmonidae. Gene Ontology annotation, molecular function: proton-transporting ATPase activity, rotational mechanism. Gene Ontology annotation, cellular component: proton-transporting V-type ATPase, V0 domain.